GAGAACCGGGGUGAUAUUCUUAACAACACGUAAACAAGCUGUCAUGGCGGCUGCUAGAAGACUACUUUCGGUUGAUUAUGAAGUUUUUGGCACAGUUCAAGGUGUGUUUUUCAGAAAGUACACUAAAAAGACAGCUGUCGGUCAUGGGUUAGUUGGUUGGGUUAAAAAUACUCCAAACAAAACAGUGGUUGGCGUGAUACAGGGACCUGAAGAUAAAAUACAAAUUAUGAAAAAUUGGUUAAAGACAAAGGGAAGUCCAAAAUCAGUCAUUAAAAAUUGUGUUUUUAAAAAUGAGAGAACUAUAGAUAAAUUAGAGUUUAAAGAGUUUGGUGUGAUUAGACAUUGAGGACGAAAAGUUUGUGUUUUGUGAAGAAGUUAGAGAUUAAUAAUGAUGAUUUUUUCUAGUAUGGUGUGUUCAUUAUUAUCUGGGAUGGAGCGGUCGAAACCGACGUUAAGGUUCUUAUUAUUCCCUGUUGCAGGAUUUAUGACAAUGUCCACAUUUUUGUUGUAUUCAAGCAGAGUUUGGUGUGAUUAGACAUUGAGGACGAAAAGUUUGUGUUUUGUGAAGAAGUUAGAGAUUAAUAAUGAUGAUUUUUUCUAGUAUGGUGUGUUCAUUAUUAUCUGGGAUGGAGCGGUCGAAACCGACGUUAAGGUUCUUAUUAUUCCCUGUUGCAGGAUUUAUGACAAUGUCCACAUUUUUGUUGUAUUCAAGCAGUUUUGUUUGUCAAAUAGAAGGAAACAAAUGUAUAUACCACCUUUUCCAGUAUAUUUCACUGUAAAAUAAUUUAUGACCGUUGUAAAUAUUUUAUUUAUUAAACACGUAACUUUUGUUAAUGCUAUUAAUGAAUUAUUUACGAGUUAGUAGAUAUGAUUAAUGAA
Messenger RNA from Patella vulgata (common limpet), 879 nucleotides. RefSeq names its product acylphosphatase-2. Bases 44 to 346 code for a protein of 100 amino acids. NCBI's taxonomy places the organism in Eukaryota, Metazoa, Mollusca, Gastropoda, Patellidae. The transcript is spliced from 4 exons. The record is from RefSeq and is a predicted model, not a curated record. Gene Ontology annotation, molecular function: acylphosphatase activity.